GGCGUCACGGUGGCCUGGCCCUUCCCGCUGGGACGCGGCCUGUGGCGCCAUCUUUCCCAGCUCGGCCGUGGGAGCGAUCACGGGUCAGUUGUGGGGUCUGGGGACCGAGGAACGCGGAGAGCCCAGCCUGUCCGCACCGUCCGGAGGUGCCGUGCGGGGCGGGGCAGGGCGCGGCGGGUGCGACCCCAGGCAGCUUUUCCUUGGGGCGGCGCAGGGCCCCCAGGAGCGCGAUGGACUCCGGAGCUCGCCCCGCGGGUGGCAGCUGUAGCAGUCCUGCCGGGCUGUCCCGGGAGUACAAGCUGGUGAUGCUGGGUGCCGGCGGUGUGGGCAAGAGUGCUAUGACCAUGCAGUUUAUCAGCCACCGAUUUCCCGAAGACCAUGACCCUACCAUUGAAGAUGCUUAUAAAAUCCGGAUCCGUAUUGACGAUGAGCCUGCCAAUCUGGACAUUUUGGAUACAGCUGGACAGGCAGAGUUUACAGCCAUGCGGGAUCAGUACAUGAGGGCAGGAGAAGGAUUUAUUAUCUGUUAUUCUAUCACGGAUCGCCGAAGUUUCCAUGAAGUUCGGGAGUUUAAACAGCUUAUUUAUCGAGUUCGACGUACUGAUGAUACGCCAGUGGUUCUUGUGGGAAACAAGUCUGACUUGAAACAGCUAAGACAGGUCACCAAGGAAGAAGGGUUGGCUCUGGCCCGAGAGUUCAGCUGUCCCUUUUUUGAGACUUCUGCUGCGUACCGCUACUACAUUGAUGAUGUUUUCCACGCACUUGUCCGGGAAAUACGUAGGAAAGAAAAGGAGGCAGUACUGGCCAUGGAGAAAAAAUUUAAACCCAAAAGCAGUGUCUGGAAGAGGCUGAAGUCCCCAUUCCGGAAGAAGAAGGAUUCAGUAACUUGAAGGGAAGGCUUGGAGUGCUUACCUGUGAACUGCAGUGCUUAAUCCAAGCAGCCCAGUAGCCUGCAGUAGUGAGCAUGGUACUUGCUCUUUCUCCUGUUAAUGACCGUUAUUUUUAAAGUAACUGAUGAGGGGGACAUGGCUACUAGGAGUUUCCAAUGAUGUGGCAUUUAAAGUAUUGUUUCUUAGUUGAUUCUGAUCUAUUAACCAGCAGAGCACUGUCUGCUUUUCAGUUGUCACAUUAGAAUUUGAUCUACCACUGUUGGGGUCAUGUUGCUGAUAUUAAUCCAUGUGAAGCGCUUAUACCAGGAGAGCGUGCAGGCCCUGGGUGUUUGACCAAGUGCACAGUGAGUCUUGUGCUGUGUAGCCCUGUCGGUCUUCGCCCUCCAUUCCUGGGACUGUCCCAGAGGAGGGCCUCAGUCUGCUUUCUGCACGGUGCUUCCUGGAGACAGAAGGAAAACUCUGAAAGGAAAUCAGUGCUAACAAGAUCAGUGCCAAAGCCCAGCAACUAGCUGUGGAGCUGGCUCCUGCUGCAGCCCGUGGAGCGGUGAGAGUGGGGAAGCUGGGCCGUGUUCUUACAGGGACUUGCAAGGGCCCAAGCCGGAUGAGCCUGGCCUUUCUGAGGCAUGCACAUUUGCCCCGAGGCGCAGAGGUGGGUAAGAACGGACAGGCGCCUGUAAAGUACAGUGAUGGUUUCUUGCAGGAGGCUAUUUUACUGUUCAGGGUAUGCUUUCUUCCUGCUUCAAAGGUAAACAUUUGGGAGCCAUUGCUGGGUUGCUAACUUGUUUAAGUCCUUAGUCAGGAGAGCCAGCGCCUUGAACAGAUUUGUGUCCCCACAGAUGCACACGUCAGUACACAAAUUGCUUCCCAGUGCCUGCCCUUCCUUUCUCUUUGCUCUUUAGAAACUUUAGGGCUGACAGAGUGGUUUUUAGGCCCUUCCUUUGACUGACUGCAUUUUCCACAUAGAAGAAACAUCAGGAGUUUGAAUAUGUUAUGUAUGUGUCUCCUUGACAUCAAAGUCAUUAGACUCAGGAUUCUAAGCACACCUGUGGCCAGGCAUGGUGCACGCCUGUAAAUCUCAGCACCGGGGAGGCUGAGACAAGAGGACGGCCUACCUAAACUACAUCGUGAGACCCUGUCUCAAAAAACCAAAAAAGAAAAGAAAGCCUAUGGUUUUUCUGUUUAUUGGGGAGGGGGGUCAGUCUUAAAGCUUUAAUAUUCACAUACAGUUUGUAACCUGAAGAUUUCCUUAGAAAGACCUUACAAAGUUCACCUCAGGGUUAUGUGAGCCUUGACAAAGUUUAGACUAAGGAAAAAACCACUUGGCUCCAUGUACAUGUUGAGAAGCUGUAGUCCCAGAAAGCAGCUUUCACUUGGUGCUGAGAGCUCUGUGGUCAACACCUGUGAGUGGAGAGCGCGUGUGGAAGGACUGAGAGCAGCACAUCCCGUGCUGAGAAUUAAAUACUACUGACACAGCAUUUGUCUGCUUUAAGCUCUCAGACAACUUUCUGCGACACCCCUGGAAAAGCACGUGGCUGAACUUGUUAUUUUCCAUUGCUAUUAAAAGCAAGAAGACAGGGUUAUUGUGUUUUUCUAUAUAAAUCAAUGGUCUAUGGUCCAGAUUUAAAGAAAAGUGACUGGCAGAGCUUUUUUUUAAGCUCUGAGUAGUGGUCCCUUUUCAAACUCCUGAAACCCUUUUGCCACCAGAUCAAUCCCGUUUCUGGUACUCAGCCCGUCUAAAUGCGAGUUGAGCCUGUGCAGGGUGUCUCACAGGGACCAUGGCGCCGGGAGAGUCCUGGAAGCAGAAAAGAAAAGACAGCGCAGCCUAUUACGGUAUUAUACCUUGUCUAAACCGGUUUAGACCCUUUACCUUUCAUGCCUUACCUUCUCGUUACUAAUGACCUAGGGAAUUGUCAUUAGCACCAAGCAAGAAAGUGUCAGUUUUAUAAUUAUUGAAGAUAUCAAGGCAAGAACAUUUCUGGCAAGAAGGACCUGUAAGAAGUGAAUUUGUACACCAUAUAGGAAAAGAAAGUGUUUUUGAGACUGUGACCUUUGGAUAAACUAAUCCCUUAGUGCUGAGUCGGAUUGUGCUAGAUGGUUAGCACUAGGCGGUUUCAGGGUGUAAGUCGUAGCUUUAUUCUUAGUGACCAGAGUGUAGGUAAUUUAUGAGCUCUGAGUAAUCUCCUUUGUCCAGUUUGUGGGCAUUAACAUUAAUUACCACCUGGAACUUCAAAGAGAAAAAUUCAAGGCCGAGUUGAAAGACACUGGAACUAUACACACUGGAUCAGUACGCCAAGACUCAAAAGCUAAAGCUGGAUGGGGUGGCACGCGUCUGUAAUUCCUGCACUUGGGAGUCUGAAAUAGAAGAAUCAGGAGUUCAAGGCCAGUUUGGACUAAAAACCAAAACAAAACAUUGAAAAGCUAGUGUCUAGAAUCAGCUGUUCAGAAUCCAGAAGGGGCGGGCUGGGGAUUUAGCUCAGUGGCACAGCACCUGCCUGGCAAGUGCAAGGUUGUGAGUUCGAUUCCCCGCACCAGAGAAAAAACAAAAAAAAAAAAAACAAAAAAAACCAGAAUACAGAAGGGACCGGUGAUGUAUUAGCAAAGUGGGCCCACUGUGGUGUUUGGGAAGAGGGGAGUUUUCCCCUCAUGCACUUGUAUAUGAAGACAGUUUGUAUGACACAAUACAAAACUUUUAAACAA
This is a messenger RNA of Chinchilla lanigera (long-tailed chinchilla), 3587 nucleotides long. RefSeq names its product Ras-like without CAAX 1 (gene Rit1). Lineage: Eukaryota; Metazoa; Chordata; Mammalia; Rodentia; Chinchillidae. Gene Ontology annotation, molecular function: calmodulin binding; GTP binding; GDP binding. Gene Ontology annotation, cellular component: plasma membrane. Bases 231 to 890 code for a protein of 219 amino acids. The record is from RefSeq and is a predicted model, not a curated record. Gene Ontology annotation, biological process: Ras protein signal transduction. The transcript is spliced from 6 exons.